This is a messenger RNA of Aspergillus alliaceus, 1758 nucleotides long. RefSeq names its product putative triacylglycerol lipase (LipA). Lineage: Eukaryota; Fungi; Ascomycota; Eurotiomycetes; Eurotiales; Aspergillaceae. Bases 1 to 1758 code for a protein of 585 amino acids. The record is from RefSeq and is a predicted model, not a curated record. The transcript has 9 exons.
AUGGCGAGCCAUUUUAAGACGCUACUCUGGGUAGCCGUCGUCCUCAGGGGCCCCGCUCUUGCUCUCCCGGGUUCGUUGAAAACUUCUCGAGCCGAGGUGUCCUCUUCAUUGCCGCCGGUGGCAACCGUUGUAUCGAGUAAUUCACAGACGGAAACCAUCUUUGUUGGUCGUUCUCUGCCAGAGUUCAAUCAGGAGCUCUUCCUCGGCAUCAAAUAUGCCGAUAAACCUAUCCGGUUUACCCCAUCAUCUCUGAAGACAGACUAUACUAUCAAUAACAGUGACUCCGGGCCAUACAAUGCUCCAAUAGACGGCCUGAACAGAUCCGAACAGGCGGUCCUUUACAAUGCAACGGCAUACGGCUACGAAUGCCCCGGUUACGGAUCCGACGAGACCAAGUUGGUCAACAUAGGAUUGAUCCACUUAAACGAAGACUGUCAUAAUCUAAACAUCAUUCGGCCCAAAAUCCAGUCACAUGAUACCCCAUUGCUCCCCGUCAUGAUAUGGAUUUUCGGGGGUGGAUGGCAACAGGGCGCAACGACAGAUCCGAGGUACAACAUGAGUUACAUUGUACGCCAGGGCGCGUUGAAUAAUAGACCUGUUUUAGGGGUCUCGAUCAAUUACCGUCUGGCGGCUUUUGGUCUUUUGGAUUCUGAGGAGGUUCGGGCAUCUGGGGCUAAUAAUCUGGCACUUCGAGAUCAGAGAGUUGCCAUGCGGUGGGUGAAGGAGAAUAUAAAGGCGUUUGGCGGAGAUCCGGAAAAGAUUACGAUUUGGGGCGAAUCUGCAGGCGCUUAUAGCGUUGGAGCGCAUCUGGUUGCUAAUGAUGGGGAUAAUGAGGGUUUGUUCCGAGCUGCAAUUAUGGAGUCGGGAAAUGCCAUCGGGCCGCCCUGGAAUGGUACAGAGUGGCAUCAGCCUAUGUACGAUCGCAUUGUGAACAAGACGGGCUGCUCUUCCUCGUCGGAUACACUUCAAUGCCUACGGGAUGUCUCUUACGACACACUAUACGAUGCGGCAUAUGAAGGACUGGAAUGGUUCGCAACUAUCGAUGGCGUUUUCAUCAAGGAGUAUCCCCAAAUAAGCGUUACAGAAGGGAGAAUGGCCAAAGUGCCUAUUCUCCUGGGAACUAAUACAGAUGAGGGAACUAGUUUCGGCACGACAGGGACAGAUACGGAUGAAGAGUGUAUUGAGCAGCUUAUAUCCUCAAAACGCUGGGUUCUUAAUCGCGAGCAAGCCACUAAGCUGCUUACGCUCUACCCUAAUGACCCGGCCGUGGGAUGUCCAUAUGGAUGGGGAAACACUACAUGGCCGAAAUUGGGACUUAUGUAUAAGCGAUAUGAAUCAAUGGCGGGCGAUCUGAAUAUGGUCGGACCGAGACGACUUCUUGCGCAGACCAUGGCCAAGUACGAAAAGCAGGUUUACUCUUAUAGAUGGGAUGUACCUGCUUUAAAUACGUCUAGUACUAUUGGGGUGGGUCAUUUCGCAGAAAUCCCAUUUGUGUUUGCCAACCCAGUCCAGAACAUAACAACACUAGGAGAUAAUCCCGGCCGCCUGGAGUUGGCCAAUCUGGUUGCUCGAAUGUGGACAUCAUUUGUGACUGUCCUAGACCCUAACGGACAUGAUGUUGCAAAUAUCCCCCAAUGGCUACAAUAUUCACAGGAAGCCUCAAACUUCGUUUUCCGUCUACCCAAGGACGAAAGUUAUAUCGAGGCUGACACUUACCGGGCAGAUGGUAUCGACUACAUUAAUAGUAUUGCUAGGUAG